AUGGCCGACGAUAGAGGCGGCCGGUUGCUGGCCUCAACGUGGUCAUUAGUAGGCGCGAGCGCUAUCCUACUGUUCCUCCGCAUAUACUGCAAAAUAUGGCGUGGUAGGGGUUUGUGGUGGGACGACCAUUUACUGAUCGGGUCCUGGGGAUCCUUGGCGAUUUCCGUCUCCAUCAACACCUACAUUGUGUCUCUGGGUUUCGGUCGUCACCUUUGGACCAUCAGCGAUGAGAACAAGAAGGAAAUUAACCUCUUCACGAUUCUCGUCGCAACAUUCGGCAUCAUCGCGACGACGACGAGCAAGACGUCAUUCGCCCUCACGUUGUACCGGAUCGUAACCAACACAUGGACGAAAUACUUUCUCAUAUUUGUGAUCGUGUCGAUCAACAUCUCGAUGAACCUGGUAUGGAUGUUUGGGUUCGCCAAGUGCACCCCGUUGGCAAGGGUUUGGGAUAGCACCGUACCGGGGACGUGUUGGGACAAGACGCAACUUGUGCGAUAUCAACUCUUCGCUGCUUAUUACUCCGCCAUCUUGGACUUCGUGUUGGCCUUUAUGCCCUGGCCGAUCCUCAUGGGAGCAACCAUGCGGCGACGCGAGAGAUUUGGAGUUGCGGUGGCUAUGAGUUUAGGAGCCAUUGCCGGAGCCUGCGGGAUCGUCAAAGCUGUGCUGGUCGUUUCUAUGACCAGCACAGAUAUCACGUACGACCGCGUGGACCUGACCAUCUGGACGCUGACGGAACCCGCCGCAUCCAUCAUGGCCGUGUCGAUUCCAGUUUUGAGAAUGUUGUAUCGCGAACUGAAAUCAGCCUCGCGGAGCUACGGGCGAAGCAGAACACAAACGAACCCUCUCGAGACGGCGAAGACCAGAACUAAGCGAUACGGCCAGAACACGCAUUACGGAAGAAACUCUGUUGUUGUCAUGUCGAAUGCCAGAUGGCAAGAGUCGCAAGAGGCUUUGCAAGAUGCGGAGAGUGGCCAGACCACGCCGCGUGGCAUUAUGAAAACAGAGGAAGUCAGGAUACGGCACGAGAGUAUGCCUCCAUCUGGUGACAGUAAGAACUCGAUAGAGCUUGAUUCAUUUAAGUAG
Messenger RNA from Colletotrichum karsti, 1086 nucleotides. RefSeq lists its product as uncharacterized. The record is from RefSeq and is a predicted model, not a curated record. The transcript is spliced from 5 exons. NCBI's taxonomy places the organism in Eukaryota, Fungi, Ascomycota, Sordariomycetes, Glomerellales, Glomerellaceae. Bases 1 to 1086 code for a protein of 361 amino acids.